Messenger RNA from Setaria italica (foxtail millet), 1044 nucleotides. Its product is annotated as transcription factor bHLH162. Gene Ontology annotation, cellular component: RNA polymerase II transcription regulator complex. Gene Ontology annotation, molecular function: DNA-binding transcription factor activity, RNA polymerase II-specific; RNA polymerase II transcription regulatory region sequence-specific DNA binding; protein dimerization activity. Bases 232 to 885 code for a protein of 217 amino acids. The transcript has 4 exons. Gene Ontology annotation, biological process: regulation of transcription by RNA polymerase II. NCBI's taxonomy places the organism in Eukaryota, Viridiplantae, Streptophyta, Magnoliopsida, Poales, Poaceae. The record is from RefSeq and is a predicted model, not a curated record.
AGCUCGGCCACUUGUUCUUCUUCCUUCUUCUCCAACUUUCCUGGGAGCUGCGUCUACGUCCAUGUGUUCCGAUCCCAUAUGUUCAUACAUUUUGCUGGCCCUUAAUUUUCAGACCGGCCGGGUGGCCACUUUCGCCUCUCCUUAGUUCUUAUACAUCUCAGUCGUGCUGAUCUGGCACAGAUUUAAAGGGAGAAACUGAGAUUAUUGAGAGGGUUUGGGAAGGAGGGAUCUAUGGAGAUGGGCGCGAAGAAGAGCAGGAGCAGCGAUACUGCAACGGCAGGUAGAAGAAGCAGCACGAGCAACAGCAGCGGCGCUUCGGCGGUGGCGAGGAAGGAGAUCGAGAGGAGGAGGAGGCAGCACAUGAAGAGCCUCUGCGUCAAGCUCGCCUCCCUCAUCCCCAGAGAACACUUCCCCAGAGAUGCUAUGACCCAGGUGGGUAGCUUGAAUGAAGCAGCGGCGUACAUCAAGAAGCUCAAGGAAAGGGUAGACGACCUGCAGCAGAAGAGGAGCUCUGCACAGCUCAUGGCCGCUGCCAUGAGAGGAGGAGGAGGAGGUAGCGCCGCCUCAACAUCGGCGGCGACGGUGAUGAGCGGCGGUGGCGGUGCGAGGUCGGAGGAAGCCGCCGAGGAGGCGCCAGUGGUGGAGGUUCUGCACCGCCAUGACGACGGGUCGAGCCUGGACGUGGUGCUCGUCAGCGGCGUGGAGCGGUCAUUCAAGCUGCACGAGGUGGUCACCGUGCUGGAGGAAGAAGGCGCCGAGAUCAUCAACGCUAACCUCUCCGUCGCCGACCGCAAAGUCUUCCACACCAUCCACUGCCGGGCCUUUAGCCCAAGAAUCGGCAUAGAGGUUUCAAGAGUUUCUGAAAGACUAAGAGCAUUGAUAUGAUAUGGAUUACAUAUUGCAAAAGUAGAAAACCAACGGAGCUCUGUAUCUAUUACCGAACAUUUUUCCAUAUCUACUUCCUCCAUCCCAAAUUGUAAGUCAUUUCAAGAAUCUUGGAGAGUCAAAGUAUCUCAAGUUUGACCAAAUUUAUAUGAUAACAUA